This is a messenger RNA of Acanthocheilonema viteae, 540 nucleotides long. Lineage: Eukaryota; Metazoa; Nematoda; Chromadorea; Rhabditida; Onchocercidae. The record is from the annotation of a GenBank genome assembly.
AUGAAUGCAGUAUGGAUGCAUGCCAAUUGUCCUCAAUCAUGCAUGCUCUGCAAUGGUACUCAUUUUAAUUCGAAUACAUCAACACGUCAUACAAUAUCAAUUAUUGAUGUGCGCAAAAAGAAUGCUCGAUUUGGAUGCGUUUCACAAUUGGAUCAAAAUAAUUGCAAACAAAAUUUAUGUUAUCAUCUUCGAUUUCGAACUUUUGAUGGUACAUGCAAUAAUUUACAAUCACCACAAAAUGGAGCCGCUUUUUCACCACGAAUAAAAUCAAGUAAAUACAUAUUCAAAAGACCAGCAGAUUCUCUUUGUAUUGCAGCAUCAAUUCGAAAAACGCGGCCGGUAGCACGAGAAGCUUCACGUUUAAUGCUCACGUCAAAUAUGCAAGUAACAAGUGAUUCAAAUGCUUUAUUGAUGCAAUGGGGCCAGUUUUUAAGUCAUGACAUGGCCAAGACAACAACUCUGAGCAAUCGGGAAUGCGCAUCAUGUCAACCUAAUUCUAAAUGCACCAAUAUUUUCUUAUCAAGACAUGAUCCUACGUAA